AUUAUACAUUGCGUGAAAAAAAUUCACCUUACAAUGUGUCAUAUCUAGUCUGCUCAAAAGAACUAGAUGGUCAUCUUAAUUUGACAGCUAAUGCAUUCAGUCAGCUGUUCGUUUAUACUCACCUUCAAUAAUAACAAAUUUAGUUUACGCAGCCUAUUUCACAAUUGCUCUUUAUUAUCAACAAAAAACUGGAAUAUAUUUAAUAUUACAAUCAUAAUUAUUUAAGAAUGUCGAACAUAACAGCAGCGGUAAUAGCAAACCGAAAUAAAAAACAUUUUCUUGGUGUCCCAGCACCAUUAGGUUAUGUUGCUGGUGUAGGACGCGGUGCUACUGGUUUUACAACACGUUCUGAUAUUGGUCCCGCACGAGAUGCAAAUGAUGUCUCCGAUGACCGGCAUGCGCCACCAGCUGCAAAGCGUAAAAAGAAAGAAGAAGAAGAGGAGGAAGAUGAGGAUUUAAAUGAUUCAAAUUAUGAUGAAUUUAGUGGUUAUAGUGGAUCAUUGUUCUCAAAAGAUCCUUAUGAUAAAGAUGACGAAGAAGCAGAUGCAAUAUAUGACUCAAUUGAUAAACGCAUGGAUGAGAAACGUAAAGAGUAUAGAGACCGCAGGAUGCGUGAAGAUUUGGAACGUUAUCGUCAGGAACGACCAAAAAUUCAGCAACAAUUUUCUGAUUUAAAACGUUCACUUGCAAAUAUCACCGUUGAAGAAUGGUCAACCAUUCCGGAAGUAGGUGACAGUCGUAAUCGUAAACAACGAAAUCCACGUGCUGAAAAGUUUACACCACUGCCGGACAGUGUGUUAUCACGUAAUUUGGGUGGUGAAAGCAGUUCGACACUUGAUCCAACGUCUGGCUUAGCUUCAAUGGUACCUGGCGUAGCUACACCAGGUAUGUUAACACCCACUGGCGAUUUGGAUUUACGUAAAAUUGGUCAAGCUCGUAAUACAUUGAUGAAUGUGAAACUCUCUCAAGUGUCGGAUUCUGUUACUGGUCAAACGGUUGUAGAUCCUAAAGGAUAUUUGACUGAUUUGCAAAGUAUGAUACCAACAUAUGGUGGCGAUAUCAAUGACAUAAAAAAAGCGCGUUUACUUUUGAAAAGUGUGCGUGAAACAAAUCCUAACCAUCCACCUGCUUGGAUAGCAUCAGCUCGUUUGGAAGAAGUGACUGGCAAAGUAGUUAUGGCGCGUAAUCUCAUAAUGCGUGGCUGUGAAAUAAAUCCAACAUCAGAGGAUUUGUGGUUGGAGGCAGCACGUUUGCAACCGCCAGACACUGCAAAGGCAGUUAUAGCACAAGCAGCAAGACACAUUCCAACAUCGGUGCGUAUAUGGAUUAAGGCAGCUGAUCUCGAAACGGAAACAAAAGCCAAGCGACGCGUAUUCCGCAAGGCACUAGAACAUAUACCCAAUUCUGUGCGUUUGUGGAAAGCUGCAGUUGAGUUAGAAAAACCGGAUGAUGCCAGAAUUUUGUUAUCACGUGCUGUCGAGUGUUGCAACACGAGUGUUGAAUUGUGGUUGGCGUUGGCACGUUUGGAAACGUAUGAGAACGCACGUAAAGUGCUUAAUAAAGCACGCGAAAACAUACCAACUGACCGACAGAUUUGGACGACUGCAGCAAAAUUGGAGGAGGCGAAUGAUAAUAUACACAUGGUAGAGAAGAUUAUUGAUCGUUCGUUAACUUCAUUGGUUGCGAAUGGUGUGGAAAUAAAUCGUGAUCACUGGUUCCAGGAAGCGAUUGAAGCAGAGAAAUCUGGCGCAGUACACUGUUGUCAAGCCAUAAUUAAAGCUGUAAUUGGUAUUGGCGUGGAGGAGGAAGAUCGUAAGCAAACCUGGAUCGAUGAUGCGGAAUUUUGUGCCAAAGAAAAUGCUUUUGAAUGUACACGUGCGGUUUAUGCACAUGCUUUGCAAGUCUUUCCAUCGAAGAAGAGUAUUUGGUUGCGUGCUGCUUACUUUGAAAAAAAUCAUGGCACAAGGGAAUCAUUAGAAGCUUUACUGCAACGUGCAGUUGCGCACUGUCCAAAAUCUGAAGUCCUGUGGUUAAUGGGUGCAAAAUCCAAAUGGUUAGCUGGUGAUGUACCAGCAGCACGUGGGAUUUUAUCGCUGGCUUUCCAAGCUAAUCCCAAUUCUGAAGAUAUUUGGUUGGCUGCUGUUAAGUUAGAAUCUGAAAAUGCAGAAUACGAAAGAGCACGACGUUUGCUGGCAAAAGCUCGUGCAUCUGCUCCAACACCACGUGUUAUGAUGAAAUCGGCACGUUUAGAAUGGGCAUUGGAUCGUUUGGAUGAAGCGUUACGUUUAUUGGAUGAGGCAGUUAAAGUAUUUCCUGAUUUCGCAAAAUUAUGGAUGAUGAAAGGACAAAUUGAAGAACAACAGAGAAAAAUUGAUGAUGCUGCAGUCACAUAUACUGAUGGCAUUAAAAAGUGUCCUACUUCAAUUUCUCUAUGGUUAUUGUCUGCACGUCUGGAGGAACGUAAAGGUACACUAACUAAAGCACGUUCGAUAUUGGAGAGAGGACGUUUGCGUAAUCCUAAAACUCCUAUACUUUGGUUGGAAGCAAUUCGUGUGGAACUGCGUGCAGGCUUGAAGGAAAUUGCUAGUACUAUGAUGGCACGUGCUUUGCAAGAGUGUUCCGAUGCAGGCGAACUAUGGGCUGAAUCAAUAUUUUUGGAAGCUAAACCAUUAAGGAAAACGAAAUCUGUCGAUGCUUUAAAGAAAUGUGAACACGACCCACAUGUGCUGCUUGCCGUAUCAAAGUUGUUUUGGUCGGAACAUAAAUUCACAAAGUGCCGUGAUUGGUUUAAUCGCACAGUAAAGAUCGAUUCUGAUUUAGGCGAUGCUUGGGCUUAUUUUUAUAAAUUCGAAUUGUUACACGGCACCGAAGAACAACAGAAUGAAGUGCUGCAGCGUUGCAUUACCGCGGAACCAAAACACGGAGAGGCUUGGUGUCGUGUCAGUAAAAACAUAAAGAAUUGGUGUUUCAAAACGCCGGAUGUGCUGAAAGCUGUAGUUCAGGAGCUCACUAUACCUGUUUAAAGUUAGCAUGUAAACUUGCAAUUAAUUUAUUGU
Teleopsis dalmanni is the source of this 3056-nucleotide messenger RNA. RefSeq names its product pre-mRNA-processing factor 6 (gene Prp6). The coding region runs from base 228 to 3023 and encodes 931 amino acids. Lineage: Eukaryota; Metazoa; Arthropoda; Insecta; Diptera; Diopsidae. The transcript is spliced from 5 exons. Gene Ontology annotation, molecular function: protein binding. Gene Ontology annotation, cellular component: catalytic step 2 spliceosome; U4/U6 x U5 tri-snRNP complex. The record is from RefSeq and is a predicted model, not a curated record. Gene Ontology annotation, biological process: mRNA splicing, via spliceosome; spliceosomal tri-snRNP complex assembly.